Owenia fusiformis is the source of this 525-nucleotide messenger RNA. Lineage: Eukaryota; Metazoa; Annelida; Polychaeta; Sabellida; Oweniidae. The record is from the annotation of a GenBank genome assembly.
CUACGCUCUUGACCCAGAUGCAGAUUCGGCUGCUAAGUAUGCAAGGAAAAGUGGUACAGCACUGGGGGAAUAUGUCAAAUUUCUGGAAAAUGCAGUAAAGGCAGAUCGUCGCAAUAUGCAAUUGGCAGGACAUAGCAUGGGUGGCCAAGUUGUAAGUUUUGCCGGAAAGGAACUAACAAAUCCUAAGAUUUCUACAAUAUUUGGAUUGGAUACAGCUGAGGGUAACUUCAACUGCAGUGACCCCACAGAUUGCCUCAACCCUACAGAUGCAGACUUAGUAGUAGAAAUCCACACAAUGGUGUCCAGGACAGAUAAGGGCCACAUAGACUUCUGGCCACUUCAUCCAAAUGUGAACCCAUUCAACUUCAUAGGUGAGCACCUAAAGGGAGCCGACUACUGGGUGGAGUCCAUUGCAUCUGACUGCACCUUUGAGGCAUACUCUUGCCCUGAUGAAGACUCAUUCAUGAACGGUAAAUGUUCUACAACAUGUACGAAGGACAACUGCAAUCAUAUGGGACUGAAAGC